CAGAAUGGUUGGAAUUGACGGAUCUUGCGAAGGCAUAUAUAAUGGGCUUGCGAACAGGCGAUGCAUGAGCACAAAUUCGGUCACACGACUCGCACAUCUAUUACUCUCGGCGAACACCGGGUGCGAAGGGUUUAUACGCUAUAUCUUUUCCACAGGAACAUGAUGGGGGACCUCCUGCACACGCAGGCUAUUGAAACGUUGUCAAGGGCGUUCCCGCACGCGGUGCUCCGCCCAGGCGAGCCGCGAUAUGAAGAAGAGAACGGGAGAUUCUGGAACCAGGACAAUGCGGAUGUGAGACCGGCGGGUAUUGUGGCGCCCGGAGAUGCGGAUGAGACAGCAAAGAUUCUCCAAGUCCUGAGUGACACAAAAACGCCUUUCGCCAUCCGAAGCGGCGGCUACAUGCCCGUACCCGGCUUCAACACCUCGCCCUCCAUCCUGAUCAGCCUAUCCCGCCUUACCUACGUCUCUCUCCUUCCCUCUCCAUCACAGGACGGCGAAACGCCUCUAGUAAAGUUCGGCGCAGGAAACACCUGGGGCCGCAUCUACGACGCCCUCUCUCCCCAUGGGCUCGUCGUACCCGGCGCCCGCAGCCGCCCCAUCGGGGUAGGCGGGUUCCUCUUGUAUGGCGGGGUCAGCCAUUUCUACGCAAGCGUCGGGUGGGCGUGCGAGGCUGUCACGGAGUUCGAAGUCGCGCUUGCGAGCGGUAUCGUCGUCACUGCGAAUGCUACGCAGAAUGCGGACCUAUUCUGGGCGCUAAAAGGCGGCGGUGCGAAUUUUGGGGUUGUCACAAGCUUCACGAUGCGCACGCGGAAGCUGAAGAAAUUGUGGGGAGGCGUAAGGGUGGCAGUUGGGACGCAGCUCACGGCUUUGCAGGUAUUUACCGCGCUGCAUGAGGGGAUCCAGGGGGACGUCGACGAGAAGGCGCAUGUGGAGGUGAUUACUUUUUACAGUCCGGAAACGUGUGGCUCUGGUGACGCACUAUUUGUGCUUUCCCUGGCGUAUGCAGCCGAGGUGGAGAACCCAGUCGCGUUGAAGGGCUUUCUAGACAUCGAGGCUGUGAGUGAUGGAACGAGGAUGACAACACAAAGAGACCUCGCAGAGGACGACAAAGUGAAUGUUGGGUAUGACAAGAGGGGCUUGUUCCGCGCGUUCAGCUACCGCGGUAGUGCGGAGUUGACGCUGGACAUAUACUCUACGUACUACGCGUUAGUAAAAGCCUCCGGGUUGUUCGACGCUGAUCCCAGCGCCAUGGCGGCGCUGCUGUGGCUCCCGGCGGGGCGGAACCUCGCCGCAGGCACUGGAGUGAUGGCGCUUGGUGAGGAGGCCGAGCCGUACUUAUCGUGCAGCAUCUGCAUGCGGUGGUCGGAUCCCUCCGCCUCUGCGCGGAUUCAUGCCAUCGCCGACAGCAUUGCAGAGAAGCUGAAGAAGAAGCCCCGCGACGCUGGCGCGUUCGUCACGUUUACCUAUGGCAACAUUGCAGGCGUGCAAGAUCAGACAUUUUCGGGUCUGCCAGAGAAGACGAGGAGGAGGUUGAGCGAUGUGGCGAGGAAUUAUGACCCAGAGGGUGUGUUUCAGACACAGGUACCGGGGUUCAAGCUCGCGUAGAGAAUGGGGGGUCGGGCGGCUCGUAUGGCGAGAUAUCAACACUUCGGAGGGUCCAGAUUCGCUCCGCUGCCGAACGGGAGCCAUGAGAUUUCCUUGCCUGCUAUGGGGAACGAUGGUGGGGCGUUGGGGGCGGAGUGUUGGAGGAAAUGGCGGGCAAAGAGGUGGGCACGGGGUGGCUGUCGUGCGGGUCGGCCCAGGUUUGCGAGUUCAUUUGGCCUGUGGUGACAACUCGGGUCAGUUUGCUUUGAACGGAUGUUGGAUCGGCGGGGGAAACAGACCUGGUGUCGACCAUGCGACUACGAAGCGCUCGUUCGGUAUCACCCACCCCCAAAAUGUCAAUCGCCUCCGUCGUCUUGCGGAUGAACAUGUUGUGGCAUCUCAGGC
This is a messenger RNA of Paraphaeosphaeria sporulosa, 1989 nucleotides long. Its product is annotated as FAD-binding domain-containing protein. Lineage: Eukaryota; Fungi; Ascomycota; Dothideomycetes; Pleosporales; Didymosphaeriaceae. Gene Ontology annotation, molecular function: FAD binding. The record is from RefSeq and is a predicted model, not a curated record. The coding region runs from base 163 to 1605 and encodes 480 amino acids. The transcript has 4 exons.